GUACGUGAUUGUUGAGUGCGAAGACCGAGACACGCAACAGAGGGAUCCCAAAACUCAUGAAAUGUACCUGAACGUCAUGCGUAGGUUUAGUCAAGCCCUCUUAAAGAACGAGCGAUUACAGACUCUCCUGGCAGACAAUGAAAAGAUGAAUUUGUCCGAGAUUGAACCCAUCCCUCUGCCCCUCGAACCUCAGGUGAAAAUUAGAGGAAUCAUCCCCGAGAAGGCGACUCUGUUCAAGCUCUUACGCAAAGAGAAUCUGGAUCUGAAGCUGACUCCCUACAAAGUGUUGGCUACAAGUACGAAACACGGUUUCAUGCAGUUCAUCCAGUCGGUACCCGUGGCUGAAGUCCUCGCGACUGAAGAAAGCAUCCAGAACUUCUUCCGGAAACACGCGCCGAGCGAAACCGGGCCCCAUGGCAUAAGUGCGGAAGUUAUGGACACCUAUGUGAAGAGUUGCGCUGGAUAUUGUGUGAUCACAUAUAUACUUGGAGUUGGAGACAGACAUCUGGAUAACCUUCUGCUCACCAAGACAGGCAAACUUUUCCACAUUGAUUUCGGCUACAUUCUGGGACGUGAUCCGAAGCCUCUUCCGCCACCCAUGAAGCUGAAUAAGGAAAUGGUAGAAGGCAUGGGAGGGACGCAGAGCGAACAAUACCAGGAAUUUCGGAAGCAGUGCUACACGGCGUUCCUUCAUCUCCGCAGAUAUUCCAACUUGAUUUUGAACUUGUUCUCUCUGAUGGUUGAUGCCAACAUUCCAGACAUCGCUCUUGAACCAGAUAAGACCGUCAAAAAA
Molecule: messenger RNA, 793 nt
Organism: Protobothrops mucrosquamatus (brown spotted pit viper)
Lineage: Eukaryota; Metazoa; Chordata; Lepidosauria; Squamata; Viperidae
Product: phosphatidylinositol 3-kinase catalytic subunit type 3-like
Exons: 8
Biological process (GO): autophagosome assembly; phosphatidylinositol-mediated signaling; phosphatidylinositol-3-phosphate biosynthetic process
Cellular component (GO): phosphatidylinositol 3-kinase complex, class III, type I; membrane; peroxisome
Molecular function (GO): 1-phosphatidylinositol-3-kinase activity
Source: RefSeq, a predicted model, not a curated record